GGAAAUCAUUUUUGUAUUACUUUGAGGAUGGCGACAAUGGCGAACAUGUGGAUACGGUCAGCUCAAAGACUUUCGAAUAUUACUCAAAUUCAUGCGACUAGACAGGUUUUAAGAAGUGCACACAGGUCAAGAUUUUGGUCAACAACUGCAACAGAUACAAACAGUCAAACAAAUGAUACACCAAAGACAUCAGAAAAUACUGAAUCUAAUGAUGCGACUAAAUCAGAGAUUGCACAAAUAGAGUUAAAAUGGAAAGAAGAAAAAUCAAAACUAGAAGAUGAUUUAAAGUCAUUUAAAGACAAAUAUGUACGGUCGUUAGCAGAAACAGAGAAUGUGAGACAGAGGAUGAUCAAACAAAUAGAGGAUGCUAAAGCAUUUGGAAUACAAGGGUUUUGUAAGGAUUUACUUGAGGUGGCUGAUGUUUUAAACAUGGCAGUUGACAAUGUUCCAAAAGAAGAAGUACCUAAAAAUGUUCAUUUGAAAAACUUAUUCGAUGGUUUAACAAUGACAGAAUCACAGUUACAGAAAGCGUUUAACAAGCAUGGCUUGGUGAAAAUUGAACCAAAAGUAGGAGACAAAUUUGAUCCUUAUGUACAUGAAGCCAUGUUUCAAGUACCCACAGAGAACAAAGAAUCGAACUCAAAUGUUGCUGUUGUCAAUAAAAUAGGGUACAAGUUGAAAGAAAGAACAAUACGACCAGCAAUUGUAGGAGUAUUUAAAGCAUAAGUCAUGUGAUAUUGUAAGGUUAAGUCAUCAUUGAUAUAUUUAAGUUGAAACUUUUUAAUUUUUCAUGUAUUUCAAACAUGUCAAUAAGAUUACCGUAUUCUAUUGGUUUAGAUAACAAGAGAAAGCAGUAUGUUUAGAAAUUGGUCGUGAAAAAGGGCUUUGAUAAGAGAAAUAUGUCACAGAAACAAGGUUUUUCACCAGUUGUUUCAAAAUCAUACCAUAAAUAUGAAAUUACAAACAAGAUGCAAUUGAAAUAUAUUGUUGUUAUCAGCUUGGAUUCAGAACUAGACAGAUAAUCAGUUUCAGUGCAACAAAAAAAAUUUUUUUUUUCUGAAAGUAAUUUUAAUGGGAACAAUUUUGUAUUUCUGAAUCAUUUAGCUCUUUUUCAUAAAAAGAGUAAAGGCUGUACAGUGACCUACUGUUGUUUACAUCUACUUCAUUUGGUCUCUGGUGGAUAGUUGUCUCAAUCUGGGCAAUCUGUCAUACCACAUCAUAUUCUUAUAUAAUGAUAAAAUUAAAUUAAGUACAAAACAUGUUUCUCUAGAACCAAAAAAAAAAUAAUGAACAAAUAAAUGACUUUUGUUCAAUCACUUAAUUUUAAGAAAAAGUAAAUGGAUAGUUGUAGAUUUCUAUAAGUAUUUUUGUGAUUGGCUAACAUAAGUUUUGCGGCUUUAAAAUUAUUUUUUCAUGUGUUUUAACAAUAAUUCAUAAAAGUGCACACUUACAGUUAAUAAUAUCAAAAAUAUGGGUUAGAAUAAAAUAUGAUUUGAUUGUGUACAUUAUUUACAUUGUGUGCAUAUGUUGUAGAUAUUUUCAUUCAUAUUGUGUGUACACUGUACAAAUACUGAUUUGCAAACUACAGGCAAAAUACAUUAAAGCAUUAUUAUUUAGAAUUAUUUCCAUAUCUGACUUUCAUAUGCAUAUGCGGAUGAAGUAUGUUACAAAAUGUAGCAGUUAUAGUGUCUUUUUAACAUUAUAUGUUAUAUAACACCAAACAAUUAAGACUAUUUAUGUAGAUGUCAUGAGGCCUGCUUAGUAAAUGAUUACCAUUAAAAUUGGACCAUUUAAGCAAAAUUCUAAUAUAUUUUUUUAUAGCCCAGAGCUCCAGAUAAGCUGCGUAUUUGCGUGAUCAGUACUGAUCACGCAAUACAAAUAAUUAAAAACCCAAUGCAAUUGCCCAUUGCAGGGUUCAAAAACCCAAUUCAUUCAAAGGAAAACCCAAUUAUAUGCCAAAACCAUGAGUUCUUAACGCUUUUAUUCGCUAUCGUUUGCGUUAUUUACCCUUAUCUGAUUACAGUCGUCGCGUAAAUCUAUUUUUAUAAUAUUUAUAAUUGGAAAUGUCCUUUCGUUCUAAAAAUAGAGCCCUGCAUCAAGUAGCCGAAAUGGGUCCCUGUUGGAAUUUUCCGUUGCUCAAAAGGUACUCAUGUUUAUGAAAACAUUUCAAUCUUCUCGGCGUUUAUCCAAUUAGCGUUUGUCUUGUUGUCAUAUUUUUUUCAAAUUGCUCGGGAUUUAUCAUAACAUACAAUGAAUUAAAACGAAAGUAAAUAUCCGAUAAAAAUAUUGAAUAGAAGCAUGUUUUCAGCUUCUUUUUGAUACUUUAGGGAAAGUUAUUAUGAUGAUAACAAGACCCGUUUGCGUACCUUAACGAGAACAUUGCUAGAACGAUAAACACGGGGUUUUGUCAAGAACGAAAUCAGUUGGAAAAAGUGAAAGGCCAAAUCAAUUAUGACAUGAUAUAUGUAGUUGGAAAGCAUCAGAAACCAAAAGUUCUAAUCAGCUGGGACAACUAAACCCAGAUUUAUGUAAAUUAAAUUAAACAAAAACAUUCAAGUAUAA
Mytilus californianus (California mussel) is the source of this 2562-nucleotide messenger RNA. RefSeq names its product grpE protein homolog 1, mitochondrial-like. The transcript has 3 exons. Gene Ontology annotation, molecular function: protein-folding chaperone binding; protein homodimerization activity; adenyl-nucleotide exchange factor activity. Gene Ontology annotation, cellular component: PAM complex, Tim23 associated import motor. NCBI's taxonomy places the organism in Eukaryota, Metazoa, Mollusca, Bivalvia, Mytilida, Mytilidae. Gene Ontology annotation, biological process: protein import into mitochondrial matrix; protein folding. Bases 28 to 726 code for a protein of 232 amino acids. The record is from RefSeq and is a predicted model, not a curated record.